Oryctolagus cuniculus (rabbit) is the source of this 6585-nucleotide messenger RNA. RefSeq names its product bone morphogenetic protein 10 (gene BMP10). Lineage: Eukaryota; Metazoa; Chordata; Mammalia; Lagomorpha; Leporidae. The record is from RefSeq and is a predicted model, not a curated record. Gene Ontology annotation, biological process: BMP signaling pathway. Gene Ontology annotation, cellular component: extracellular region. Gene Ontology annotation, molecular function: cytokine activity; growth factor activity.
CUCUGACAGGUGAUGCACCUCUCUGACCCAAGCAUGAGACCGUGAUUAUUACUAAGUGUGUGUUAGAUGCUCCACGUGCAGCACUAAGCAUAGCACCUGUCUGUCCCAAGCCCCCAGUAAAUUCUAGUUGCCAUUAUAAUUAAGUACCUGCCCUGCUUUUCAAAGCCAAUUUUGACAGUUCAAAUUUGUAGGAAAAGGCUAUUGACUCUGAAGUUGAUACUUUCUUGCUUCUAAAAAGGCCUAUAAAUGUAUCUAUAUCUGUUAACUCAACUUGGAGAUGGUGGCAAUUUGGCCUGUCUUCAGAAAUGUUUAUUUGUAGUUAUAAACGCCAUCACUCAAGUUAACAUGCAUCACCACUGAUGCGUCUUAUGUCGAUUCUCAAGACCCGUUAUAUGCAUGUGUGAAACUGAAACUCAGAAAAAGCAGAACUUAGGCAUUCUUGCCAAAAGGAAGUGAACUGGAAGGAAGAGGAGAGAGUCUUUGUGGAGAAAAUUGUCCUAUCUCUUCACCAGUGUCAGAAUGUGGAAAUGUUUACAAAAUGCUCAUUAAAAGAAAAAGGGAUCGCAAGAUAGAAACAAAAUCUGGUGCACAAGUUUACACUGGGGAGAUAAGAAAGGCUAGGCCCCUACAGGGGAUUUUGUUAUCCAAUUAUUGCAACCUGACUUUCGCCGAGGGGAAGAGUGGUCGGGGGAGGGGGAGAGAGGGGAAGAGUUUCCAAACUUGUCUCCAGUGACACGAGACAUUUACGCUCGCUCGGCAAGAUAAAACUGCCACUUAGAGCCCAGGAGAGCUAGACCUUCCUGGGUUGCUCCGGGGCCUUGAGCGGAGUCAUGGGUUCUCCGGUGCUCGGGCUGUGCGCUGUCUUCUGCCUGGUGGCUCACUCCGUGGCUGGGAGCCCCAUCAUGGGCCUGGAGCAGUCGCCUCUGGAGGAAGACAUGCCCCUCUUCGAGGAUGUCUUCUCGGAGCAAGACGGUGUGGACUUUAACACGCUGCUCCAGAGCAUGAAGGAUGAGUUUCUCAAGACGCUGAACCUGUCCGACAUUCCUACGCAGGAGUCCGCCAAGGUCGACCCGCCUGAGUACAUGCUGGAACUUUACAACAAGUUCGCCACGGAUCGCACCUCCAUGCCCUCUGCCAACAUCAUCAGGAGUUUCAAGAAUGAAGAUCUGUUCUCUCAACCAGCCAGUUUUAAUGGACUCCGAAAAUACCCUCUUCUCUUCAAUGUGUCCAUCCCUCACCAUGAAGAAGUCAUCAUGGCUGAACUCAGGUUGUACACACUGGUGCAAAGAGAUCGCCUGAUAUACGAUGGAGUGGACCGGAAAAUUACCAUUUUUGAAGUUCUAGAUAGCGAAGGAGACAGCGAAGGAGACAACAACGGGGAAAGAAGCCUGCUGGUUUUAGUGUCAGGGGAGAUCUAUGGAACCAACAGUGAGUGGGAGACUUUUGAUGUCACGGAUGCCAUCAGACGUUGGCAGAAGUCAAGUUCAUCGACCCACCAGCUGGAGGUCCACAUUGAGAGCAGGCACAAUGAAGCUGAGGACAUCAGUAGGGGACAAUUGGAGAUAGACACCAGUGCCCAGAAUAAGCAUGACCCUCUGCUUGUUGUGUUUUCUGAUGACCAAAGCAGUGACAAGGAGCGGAAGGAGGAACUGAAUGAAAUGAUUGCCCAUGAGCAGCUUCUCGAGCUGGACAGCGUGGAUGGCUUUUCCAGGGGGCCUGGGGAAGAGGCAUUGCUGCAGAUGAGGUCGAACAUCAUCUACGACUCCACUGCUCGAAUCCGGAGGAACGCCAAAGGCAACUACUGCAAGAGGACCCCGCUCUACAUCGACUUCAAAGAGAUUGGCUGGGACUCCUGGAUCAUUGCUCCUCCCGGGUAUGAAGCCUAUGAAUGCCGCGGUGUUUGUAACUACCCCCUGGCAGAGCACCUCACACCUACAAAACACGCAAUUAUCCAGGCCUUGGUUCACCUCAAGAACUCCCAGAAGGCUUCCAAAGCUUGCUGUGUGCCCACAAAGCUCGAGCCCAUCUCCAUCCUCUAUUUAGACAAAGGCGUUGUCACCUACAAGUUCAAAUAUGAAGGCAUGGCCGUCUCCGAAUGUGGCUGUAGAUAGAAGAGGAGGGUUGUGCCUUAUUUAAUAACUGUAAAUGUGUAUAUUUGGUGUUCUAUUUAAUGAGACUAUUUAAUGAGGGUGUACAGAUAACAGAGGCUCGUUGCCUUAGGAAAUGGACAGGUCGGUUUGUUGUGGGAAAUGCAUAUUUUGUGUUAGUCUAGUCCCUUCCAUCCAUUUUUCUUUGGACUUGCCAUUUCCUGGGAAUGCCUUAGCUAAAGACAAAUGGCAAGUCCACAUGACUUAUCCUCCACGCCAACUUGGAAACAGUGACCCCUAAGCAAAUUUCAGUGUCAAAAGACACAUAUUUGUGUUGCCUAUCUUAGCACAUACAUGAGUUCAUGAACAUAUUUUGCUUCUAAAUAGGGGCAGGAUAUACUCACACUUAUGACUCACUCAACUGUGUAUAUAUUAAAGGUCACUGGGAUGGGCUCAGUCAUCUCUUUUCUGAGUAGGAUUUAUGUCAAAGCCGUUUGCAGCAGGAACUUAACCAUCCUCAGAGGUAUUGCAUUUCCUAACGACUUACUGGGAAUGUAAGUGUCGCUUUUGUUAGACGAGGUUCUGGUGGUGCCCCAAGCUGCAGGCCUGGGGAGGAGGCUGCAUGCUAGAUACAGGAAGCAAGUGGCUUCAGGAGCAGUGACCUCAGAGGUACACUAGAAAACAGUGAUCCUCCAGGGACCUGUGUGCAAGAGAGAACAGGGCCUGGUCAAGAAAGGAAGUGAGGGGGGGCUUCAGGAUGAAAUCUGUUCCUGGGAGAACCAGAGGCACGGCCCUGAGGGUCGGCCUUUUUUUUUUUUUUUUUUUUGCUGCAGAGGGUAUAGGAGGUGGGAGGGAGUUCGAAGGGUAGAAGGGGAAAAGAUGCAUGUGGAUGUUAUUUACAGAUGUAUUGGUAAAAUCAUAAGCAGUUAUACCUAGAAAAUCACGUCUUUAGACAAAAUUAUGAGACAAGGAGGAGAAAAAUCAGAAGGGGCCUGUUUGCUGAACUCCUUACUUCUUAAGAGUUUCCUCACUUCAUUGUCUCUCUCACUUGCUCCGGCACCCCUACUUUUCCUCAUUUCCGUAUUCCACUUUCUCUCUUUAGUCUUUGUUCAGCUGCCUCAUGUGCUUCUCCCAUUCCUGUGUCCCCUGCCUUCACUGGCCUUCAUUACCCUCACUGUGGGCUGCAGGGGACACUGGAAAGCAUUUGCUCUCAAGAUGCAAAGAGUGAGUGAUCAAAUUUUUAGAUUAGCCCCCAUACUUAAUUGGAUUUGGCUUUAAUAACGUCCUUUAUGGCAUGUUGCCCAUCAAGAACACGUACAUGGCAGCACAUAUAGUAAAAUUGGAACCGUACAGAGAAGGUUAGCAUGGCCUCUGCACAAGGAUGACACGCAAAUUCACGAAGUGUUCUAUAUUUUUAAAUAAAUGGAUACCUGUUUUCCACUGCUAAAAAAAGGGGGGGAUACCUGAGUCUAGAUUUUUUUUAAAUAAAUGAACUAGUGAAUAGAUGCACAAGGACAUAGCUUGAAAGUGCAGCUUGAAUGUUGACACCGGAUUGGCUUCAAGAUAGAAACCCUGCAGCUUUCCCAGCUUCCCAUUCUGCUGUCUGCUCAUUUUGGAACUGAUCUGCCCUCGGUGGGAUGGCCCUGUGGCUCUGCCCAGUAGUUGGCAGCUGGCUGGACACUGAGACUGGCACUAGUCUUGGUGCCUCCUUACAGGGUCAAGGGCUUUGAGCGAGAGGAAUAGAAGCCAGCAGUGCCCAAGCUGGUCCAGCACCUGCAGGCGGGCGGCACAGCUGGUUCCUGCUAGGAUGAGGAAUGCGCCUUUCAGAACAUCGCCUCCUCUCACCCUCUGAGUGCUCCCUCACAAGUCUUGCACUUUUUUUUUUUUAAAUCCUGGGGAACUCUCAGCCUUCCUUUUACAAAGCUUUUAGUGUUAUGAACUCAUGUUGUGCUAGAUAAUAGAGGUAAGGAAAUUAAUUUAGAAACCUUUUGCUAAAUUUGGAUCUCAGCUCUUUACAUCUCUUAUCCCUCUGGUGUCUGUCCAGAGGGUAAACCCUGGAGAAUCUGUUGCCCCUGGCAGAGUGAAAUUCUCACCGUCAAUGGGCGUACAGUGCUGGACAAUUUGAGAUGGCUGUGCAUUUAACAAUCUGAGAACCAUGCAUUUGUGGACUAGCCUCCAAAUAACACAGUGUGUGUGUGAGGGCAGGCAGGUCUGUGUGGGUGUGUAGCUGGCUUCCGACAUCCUGGCUCAGUGCCCUCACUGGAACAUGGUGCAUCCUUUAUACUCCAAGGUACACGGUGUAUACUCAGACUCCCACGGUACUUCUCUUCCUUCUACAGGACAUUGUAACAGAUAUACAGCAAAAUCUCAGCUAAACAGCAGAGUUUCUGGUUAGAAAAUUUAUCUUUAGGCAAAAACCUUAUUUAUUUUAUGUCUAAAAUAUACAAGACAGUGUUGGGCUGGUAGAUGCUUUACAGCCAGCCAUCCAAGUGGGAAACAGCCCUGGUUCAUGAAUUUCAGUGGUGUGAAGGCUCCCAGCCCGGCCUAUUUCACACUACUAAUGUGAUGGCAACUGACCUGAACCAAUGCCAGGAUGCUAGCCAGGUGCCAGCCCCUGCUUCGCACCACACCUGCUGCCGGCUCUGCCAGGCUUCUGGAAAAACCUUGUCUCAAACACAUAUAAUCACUACUGUUAGAGCUGUGCAAACCCAGGCCUUAGGCAGUUAGGCUGCACACCCCAGACAUUCCUCCUCCUACCACCGUCCUGAGGUUAACCUGCAUUUCUGUGCUUUUCUUCUUCCCCAUGGACAGGGAGUGUGGAAAACUGCAUAUCACUUUCUUUUUUUGCCUUUUUUCUUAUAAAAAAUGAAAAGACAAAAAUUAGCAUUAUCCCUCGUUCCCAUCAGCGCACCCAGAACCAUUCUGUUUCAUCUUAUUAAUAUGAAGCUAUGAAAUGGUAGAACACGCCAAUGUUUUCUCUGGCUGUAAACCUUCUGCUGUGGAAUUCUUCAGUUUUAUACUUAGGCAGAAUUGUCAUCACUGACAAUGCUAAACCCAAAGGACUUUGAAGGAAAAUUGUAGUACAGGGACUUGGGCAGCCAACAGCCAACGCAGAUUGUAAAAGUUUCUAGGCUUCCUACUAUUUAUUGAUGGAUAUAUUUAUUUUGUAAUAUAGUGUAGAAUAUCAAAUAUUUUAUUUUUAUGUUUGUGAUCCCACUUGCAUAGAAUAGGCUUUUGUGCGUCUCAUAGUACCUUUCCCCAGAGUAUGACUCACGUACAGUACAUGGCCUGUAUUUUCAUCUCUCUCUUUUGGCAUCAAAACAUACUGGCAUUUUAGGGAGUCUUGCUGUAAGCGUGCCAUAACUUUGUAUAUUUGCGUCUUGUAGUCCUGCUGUGAAUCCCUUAGUAUAUUUACUGGCUUGUAAAUAGUACCGUUUCAUCUGAAGUGUAGAUGUUCCAGAAAAAUAUUGAACUAAUAAACUGUCAUGUCAUUCCACAAGCUGACAUUGUCAUUUGAUCCUGAGAGGCAAAUGCUGUCCAGCUGUGAGGGAAUAGAAUUGCUACUCAACCAAUGACGUAUGAGUAGCUAACUGGAGCCCCUCCCCCCACUCCCACAUAGCAGGUGUUCCUCCUGAAUGUACCCACUGCCUUCAGAAAUCCAACUGGAUACAUCUAUUGUAAUUGGACCUCUUACUCUAUUAAUGUCAAAAAUGUUAAUUUAAUGAUUCCCAGAAAAGGCAGCCUUGUUGUGUAAACUCUUUCUGCAAGUAUAAUUUUUGGUCUGAGAAAUUAAGAGCUUUUCUCAGGGCCGUUGCUGUUUUAGUAUGCUUUAUAAUUUAUACUCUUUAAGUAAAAGAUAUGCUCACAUAAAUGGUUUUUAUGUUUUCCUUGUUACUCGGUCCAUCAGCCGACUCCAAGGCUCAGCAGUGGUGUGGCAAAUUUGGCAUGUAUCUGUAACACACAAGGGAUGUUGCUCUCUUUGAAGGAUUGUAGAUCUUUUCACAGUCACUGAGCCCUUUGCAGUUCUGUAUGCUCACGUGUGGUGAGAAAGGAAACGCCACUAUGAUUUUCUGCAUUUUCUGGUCUCCAAACAUGGACAUUUGACUUCACACAUUGUACAGUAGCAGCAAAAUAAAAAGAAAGUGUUUCUGCAUGUGGAACUGUAUCGGUCAGUUAAUAACCCCGUCAGGGAAUGACCACUUGUGCUCAGCGUGUCUCUCACACACGAGCACUGGUUUUGUGGCACCUGGCCUGUUGGCCGUGGGGAGGCGGAUGUGCAAGUGCCCACCAAGAAUCCCACGGCAGAGGUUACCUGCAAAUUGGCACAAGCACGUUCGUGUCCUUGGAUAAAACCUGCUCAUUGGCCACAUCCAAAUCCAUGUGGUAAUCGCUAGGCGGAACUGAAGACAGAUGCAAAUAUUUUACACCGUGUGCGUAAGCCAAAUGUGUACAUUCAGUCAUUUUGUUGAAUAAAAUGGGAAAAUUAUUUUGGUGAUAA